UGAGGAGAAGGAUGCGACUUUUGAGAAAAUGGCAGAGAAAGUUUCUCAGGCUGCUGAGGCAGCCAAGAUAUUUGUUGAUGCUGCCCCGGGGGAGGAGGUUGCAGGUCCCACCCCUCCUAUUGCCCCAGCCUCAGCCCCAGCCUCAACCUGUGCCCCAGCCUCAGCCCCAGCCUCAGCGUCAGCCCCAACACCAACCCCAACACCAGCCUCAGCCUUAGCCCUUGAGCUCGCCGACUUGAUUGAGCGGUUGGACAGAGUCGAGGGUCGACAGGAGACCCUCUUGAAGAACCAGUCAGUGAUCUUGGACGUACUCAGUCAGAUCCUGACAUUUGUUAAGGAGAAACCGAGGGGGUCCAAUGAAGAUUCAGAGUCAGAGUCAUUGGAUAUUCCGCUAGACUAUGUUGAUGAUCCAACGACGCCUCCUACCAUCAUUGUGAUACCAGAUGCUGAGACUCCGGGAGUCGUUAUUGUCAACCCUGAGGAUGUUGCUGGGGUUCAGUUUCAGAGGGCUAGACGCCAAAGACGCAAGCCAGAUUGGUUUGAGGACUAUACGGAUCCCACGAGAAAAAGACCUCGCACUGCUGCAGCUGCACUAGCAGACGAGGCUACACAAGAGGCUACACAUGUGCUGGACCCUCUCAAGAAGCCAGAUCCCAAACAGUAUAGGACAAUGUGCAAGUGGCUUCUUGGAGACAUGCCCAACAAGACCCCGCGGGAUGUAAAGACUAGGAGUCACGGUCCAGCGUGGUUUCUGACGUUGAAGACACCCCAGUCGUGGCUCAAUGAUGGGCAUAUUGAUGCGGCAGAACACAUGCUUCGUAUGCGUCGCAAGUAUUUUCCCAAUAUAUAUCGACAGAAUGCAGUUGUGAUGAACAGUUAUUUCUCACAAGUGAUACCUGCCCGAUAUGAUCAGUACAAGCAAACAGCCGAAAAAACAAAGUAUUAUUGGGAUGCUGACAUUAUGUCCAUGUUGACCGGCAUCGAGCAGCAGUUUCUGGCAUCUUGGGGAGGAGUUGAGGAUGUAUAUUGGUGCCAGAACUAUGGACAACAACAUUGGUUUGCCAUUGAGGCUUCCAUUUCUAGUUGGACUCUGACUGUUUAUGAUUCGGACAACUCGGUGAUUAGUGACGCAAAGCUUGAGGAUAUUAUGAGUCCAUGGUGCUUUAUGCUUCCUUCUCUGUUAAUGCAGAGUAAACUGUUUACUGAUAGCUUGAUGUUGAAGAUUCCAUCAGCAGGAAAUAGGCCGCAUUAGUUCACAUUGCGUCGCAAACAGAAACACGAGCUCCCUCAGUCAAAGAGAAGGUAACAAACAUCAUCUUCAUACUAAUUUUGUUUCUAACUAAAUUUAUAGUAAUGUGCACUUAAUAUUUACUUUUUUCUUUACAGCGGGGAUUGUGGUGUGUAUGCUAUCAAGUAUAUUGAGCAUCUAAUGGUUGGUCUUCCAUUGGAAACUAUUUGCGAUGAAAAUAUGGAGGUGUUCAGGAACAAGUGGACCACAGACUUGUGGUAUCAAAAUUUGUUACCUUGAUGAUUGUAUAUAUACAGGGUCUUUACAUGUACAGUUUGUUGUUCACAUUUUUUUAUAACUUUCAUGGGCUGUUAUCGAGCUAA
Molecule: messenger RNA, 1611 nt
Organism: Humulus lupulus (European hop)
Lineage: Eukaryota; Viridiplantae; Streptophyta; Magnoliopsida; Rosales; Cannabaceae
Exons: 2
Coding region: 29-1252 (407 amino acids)
Biological process (GO): proteolysis
Molecular function (GO): cysteine-type peptidase activity
Source: RefSeq, a predicted model, not a curated record